Besnoitia besnoiti is the source of this 2871-nucleotide messenger RNA. Its product is annotated as 5'-3' exonuclease, N-terminal resolvase family domain-containing protein. Lineage: Eukaryota; Apicomplexa; Conoidasida; Eucoccidiorida; Sarcocystidae. Gene Ontology annotation, molecular function: 5'-flap endonuclease activity; DNA binding. The transcript has 6 exons. Gene Ontology annotation, biological process: DNA replication, Okazaki fragment processing. Bases 1 to 2871 code for a protein of 956 amino acids. The record is from RefSeq and is a predicted model, not a curated record.
AUGAAGCGAUUUUUGCUUUUUCUCCCCAUUUUCCUGUUUUCUCCAUCCCGUAUUCUUGCGUCCACUGUCGCCGGCAUUCCGCCUCUCCUUCUCCUCUCCUCUCACGGUUUUCUCCUCGCCCACGGGUGCACUGUCGCGAGUUUCCGUCCCACGAGGUCGCCUACUGUGACGGCGACAAGUCCGCUUUUUUCUCUCUGCUUCUCCACUCGAAACGAGAGUGCGCCGUCUCGCUCGCGCCUCCUGUUCUCCGCGCCGAGCUCCGCGGCCUGCGUCGCUUCGGCUCCCCUCCCGGUUUCUCGCCCUUGCCUGGAGCGGCUCCAGCUCUCAACUGCUGAUGAAGAAGAAAAACACGAGGAAGCGGCGUGCGUGGAGAAAACGUCUGCGGCGGUCAUGCCUCGACUCGUUUCGCGGACGCCAGCGGCGGCGAUGCUCGGCGGGGCGAAAACGCUUCUGAGAAGGCAGAGACAGAAAAACAAAUCUGUGCCGUCGUUUGCGGAGCCGCCGUGGCUCGCUGCCGCUAGCAAAGGGCAAAGUGCAGAGGACUCUCUUCUUCUCGCGGCGAGCGCUCACGAACCUCGGCGUGUUCUCCCUCCCAAGGCCCGAGUGUCUCUUUUGCGGUGCCUCAGCUGCCCGCCAGACGCCGAGACCGAGGAGGCGCGGAGGAGGUCUGCUGUCGUCGAUUCAGCCUCUCGGAGCAGGCGAAUAAGUGAGGAGGCAGACGCGCGCGCGAGUCCGUCUUUUCUUUCGCCGCCAGGGGGUCCGCUUUGCGACGCUCCACGCUCGCCUGGCGUGCCUGAGUCGCCCUUCGCUCUCUCGUCUUCCCGUCUCUCCUGUGUGCCGUCUUCUUGCGCCGCUGCGGGUUUCCUCUCUUCUUCGAGGCCGGUUUUUUUUGCGCUUUGCGGCCGAAGGCAUUCUUCCUCUUCUGACCGCGCUCGCGCGGAGGGAUGCGUUUCGCGCGCUGUGGAGUCGCCGCUCUCUCCCGCGUCCCGUUCGUCCUUGCUGUCCACCUCCUCGCGCGGCUUCUCUUCUCCUCUCUCUUCUUUUUCCGCUGCGGCUGCCUCCGCGCUGCCGCUGCGGUCAAAACCGCGUCGCGUGCGCGAGAAAAAAGAGCCGCUUUCAGGGCUGGCGGCGCUCCCGCCGUGGCCUGAUGCAGCCGCAGCCGCAAGCGCGGAGACGCCGCUCCCCCCCUCCACGUUCCUCUCCGCCGAGUGUCUCUCGUCGCCCUUCUCUGCGCCGCUGCGGCCGCCGCCGUCGUCUGCUUCGCGCGCCGCAAGCGCCGCGAGCGAAGCAGACGCCGCGGCGGAGGGAGACGCCCACGCCCGCGCGAAGAAGCGCGAGCGGAAGGCGAAGGCGCGGAAGGGCGCCGAGAGCGAAGCGAAGUCUGCGCGGGUCACCGAAUCCACAGGGGAGUCGUCUCCUGCGCGGAGGGCGUGCAGCGACGAGGCGCUGAAGGCGGAGGCGGCGCAGGGGAAGACAAAACCCAAGGGCGGCGGCGCAUGUCUUCGUCAGCGCGCCGCGCAGGACAAGGAGAAGAAGAAGAACCGACACGGGGGGUCGCGCGCGCGAGAAGAAGGCGAGAAAAAGAAAAUCCUCGCCGUCAUCGACGGCACCUGCGUGGCUUUCCGGUCGCACUUUGGCAUGCCCGAAGUCCUCGACGGAGGCGGCGUGCCCAUCCAAGCCAUCAUCGGGUUCUUCCGCUCGCUAGCCGCGAUUCGGCGCGCGCUGCUAAAUCCGUCGCACUUGGUUGUGGUGUUUGACGGACCCGAGAGCCGCGAGUCUCGGAAAGCGAUUUUCGACGGCUACAAAGGUCACCGCUCAGAAACGCCUCCCAGCCUCACGAAUCAGUUCGGCGUCAUCCUCCGCCUCUGCCAGCAAAUGGAGAUUGGCAUUUUAUCGGAACCCGGCGUGGAGGCCGACGACGUGAUCGCGACGUUGGUUAGCCGCGCGUGUAAAACUUCGCGCGCUGCAGCCGCGCAGAGCCUCGCGGGCGCGGGUCGAGGCGGUGCAGAGGAGCCCGACUUGAUUUUCGAUGAAAUUGUCGUCGCGACUGCAGACAAAGAUCUCCUUCAGGUGCUGCAGCACAACUACAUGGAGCCGGUCGCGAAUCCGUUCGCGUCUCCCUCCGCCGUGACGCCUCCGCCCUCGUCGGCCUCUGCGGCGGCGCCGUCUGUCGAACCGAGGGCACCGGAGGGCGGCGAGGGCAGCGAAGAGGUCGCAGGCUGUGCCUCGGGAGCUUCGUGCACGUCCCCGCUGGAGGGCGAAGCGAAGGAGCGAAAGCCCUUCCCGAAGAUCCGCAUCAUGCAGCUCCACAAGAAAAUGCAGCUCGUCGAUCACCACUGGGUACAAAUGGAAUACGGCGUUUCCGCGCACCAGAUUCGAGACUACUUGGCUCUCACCGGCGACACCGUGGACGGCGUGACCGGCUGUCAAGGCGUUGGCCCCGUUACCGCCCAGAAGAUCAUCGCGACGGCAGGCGGCAACGUAAACGCUCUGCUGCAGGACGAGGCGGCGCUGCGUCGGUUUUUGAAGCCGAGUCAAGUGAAGCACUUGAGCAACUUCACGGCGCUCUUCGAGCGGAAUCAGCACUUGAUUUCUCUCAACUACGAAGUGGAGUCGCUCUCAGGUCUCUCGCUCUCGCGCUUCGAAGUGAAGAAACGGAAAGCGGGCUCUUCCGGGCGGCUGACUUCGUCUUCCUGCUUCCAGGGCCCGAAGAAACACCCCUACGCCUAUCUGCUGCGGAAGCACGAAAGAACGCAGGACGGCGACGGCGCAAAGUCGCAAACAUUCGGCGGACAGUCCUUCUCUGCAGUGGGAGUGCCCUUCUUCAGAAACCGAUUCAAAAAGGAGACGCGCGACCGCAGAGAGCCGUGA